Messenger RNA from Aspergillus brunneoviolaceus CBS 621.78, 1437 nucleotides. RefSeq names its product PHD finger domain-containing protein. Lineage: Eukaryota; Fungi; Ascomycota; Eurotiomycetes; Eurotiales; Aspergillaceae. The transcript is spliced from 5 exons. Bases 1 to 1437 code for a protein of 478 amino acids. The record is from RefSeq and is a predicted model, not a curated record.
AUGGGUACUCGGGGCUUAUGGAAUGUGCGUGUCGAUGGGAAGUGGUACCGCGUCUUUCACAGAUCAACGGCGCGUAUAACUUCUCCAGACGCACCUGCUACUCUGCGAACCGUUAGAAAGGUAGUCUCGGAGACUGCCAUAGAGAACUGGGAAUCAAUACCUUUUCCCUCACCACUCCACAUCAACCUAGAUUAUGUAUACAACAUCGAUAAGGACCUAGGAGUCAUAAUGGUAACUCAAUGGACGGCCAUCAGCGGUGCACUUUACCGGUUAAUCCGACAGGCAAAGCUUGCUGCAAUUGAAGAUCCCUCACUCAGCACGCUAGAUGAUAUUCUUGUUGAUAACGAAGAUAUCACUAAGCAGCAUCGCACACAGUAUACUGAAACGGGACUAACAACAUCACUAACGCUCAAGAUAAACAUCGCAAAGCCCACGUCUUUGACUGAGCUCCAACUUCGUUUGUUUACAGACUUCGUUUCUCUGUGGCGGUUCUAUUUUGAUGACCUACCGUCCUGGUCACAUGACUCGCGUUUUCGAAAGACCCUUGCCAUUGGCCUUCUGCGUAUCGCUGCAUGGGAUCUCGAAAUACUAUCCGACACAGACACCGAAGGGAUCCCAGAAGAUAUUAUAGAAGAGAUCCCAAUCGGAUCCUACUCUAUCCCAAAGUGGUCGGCUCCGUCUGAAAACAUUUUCUGGCUUCUUGGGUUUCUAGUCACUGUAUCCAGUGCGUCAGACACGCUUGAGAACACCCCUGUUAUCCAUGUUAUUCUAACCUCUUUAGGUUACGUUACUCUCCUCGAAAUAACUGGUACAGGUGUACAGUACUCGCCGACCAUACCUCUUGUCAUCAACUCUUCGGCCAUACAACCCUCACCUGGAUUUCGAGCUCUAAUUCUGGAAAAAUGGGGGAUCAACUUACCCACUGAGAUUCUUGAUAGAAUACUCAGGGCCUUGGCGCCCAAGGACGUAAUCUCGUUUGCCCGAGCAUCUACCGCAGUGGAUAGAUGGUAUUAUUCAUCUCUUCCUCAAUUGGACAGAGUCCUUGUGCGGAGUUUUGAUUUCUCGAUACCAUGCUGUGGAGAACGACACAACCCCAACGGAGACGGUGUCUCCUGCUCGACCUGUUAUACGUGGUACCACAGCGAGUGUGCUGGUCUCAGCUCUGAAUCACAAGAGUGCCACCAAAACGGAGCAAGCAAGAGUCUGGAGGCCGGGGCUAUCUACAGAGCACACCGGAAGAUAAGAUCGAAGCCCAGCUGCAAGGUGACUGUCGACGGUGAGGUAAAAGUGCUCAACUUGCGCACGGCGAAGCCAGCGGCCCGUCGGCCUGAACGGUUCCUCUUUAGAGGCCUAUCAAUUCCUCCCAACGAUCUCAAUUACACCAUCCGCUUCAAUCGCGUUUUCUCCGGUCUAGCAUACGGCCUUGACGAGGUAUGA